AACAUCCUAGAUUACGCUGGAAUUGCACAAGUUUGUCGGUUCAUUGCCUAUGAAUAUUACCGCACCUUCUCUUAGUCAGCGUCAACAAAUCAUCAAGCAAAUCAAACAAUACGAUCAAAACAAAAAAUUCAAGCUUUUAUACAUUUUUUCUGUUCUUCAACUAAAGUUUCCAAAAAAUGUCUCUGAUUCCAAGCUUCUUUGGCGGUCGUAGGAGAAACAUCUUCGACCCAUUUUCACUCGACGUAUGGGAUCCAUUCGGGGGCUUUCAAAUUGCCAAUGUCCCAUGGUCCUCUGCUCACAAAACCUCUGCUUUUGCAAAUGCAAGAAUUGAUUGGAAAGAAAAUCCAGAAGCCCAUAUCUUCAAAGUGGAUGUUUCGGGUAUUAAGAACGAGGAAGUGAAAGUUGAAGUUGAAGAAGGAAGAGUUUUGCAGAUUAGCGGUAAGAGGAGCAGAGAGCAAGAGAAGAAGAACGAUCAAUGGCACCGUAUGGAGAGGAGUAGUGGCAAGUUUUUAAGAAGGAUCAAGUUGCCUGAGAAUGUAAAAAUGGGGGAAAUUAAGGCAGCUAUGGACAAUGGAGUGCUCACUGUGACUGUCCCGAAAGAAGUGGUGAAGAAGCCUGAGGUUAAGGCUAUUGACAUCUCUGGUUAAAGAAAUGUAGAUUAUUAAGUGUUUGUUCAAAGUCCCUUGUUUAUGAUGUCUAAUAUUUUACUUUGUGUUAUCAUGUGUCUUUCUAAUUAUCUGUGUUGUUAUGAGUCUUCUUCUUGCAGUUGUAAUCAAGACGAUAUUGUGAGAGUUUGAUUACUGAAAUAUAUCCUUAUCAUAAUUUGUGUGCA
Messenger RNA from Lycium barbarum (goji berry), 832 nucleotides. RefSeq names its product 18.2 kDa class I heat shock protein-like. The coding region runs from base 177 to 647 and encodes 156 amino acids. The record is from RefSeq and is a predicted model, not a curated record. Gene Ontology annotation, biological process: response to heat; protein complex oligomerization; protein folding. The transcript has a single exon. NCBI's taxonomy places the organism in Eukaryota, Viridiplantae, Streptophyta, Magnoliopsida, Solanales, Solanaceae.